AAUUGAUGCACACAUGCUGCUUCUUAUGGUGUAGCCACCUCACUGUUCUGUUAUCAAAUAUUUUCUUCCAUAACUACCUUGCCGCAGUAUGGGCAUAAUGACUGAAGCUUUUCAGACGCAUUUAAGGAGCUGAUAAAUAAAGUAAUGGAAUGGAAGGGACAAGGCAACACAGCAUCACAUAACAGCCAUCGUAAAGCGAAACUUCUCAAGUUUUUCAGCACCUACGAUACAACAAACGACAUUUUUGUUUUCCUCAGAUUAGUAGUAGCUGUCCAGAUAUGCUCGCACAGCGGCCAGUAUGGAAAUCUUAUUCCUGGGCUCGGAGAAGAUUACAGUCUGAAAGAUUGGUGCUUCCAGAACGUCACCUUACCUCGUGAGUUUACGGACCAUGUUAUGAUGACGGCCUUGGCCACAGCGCUUGAGGUACCCCUCAGACUGGAGCGACUCUAUGGAGGAGGGUCUGCUGAAGAUAAUAUCUACACUGGUCCUGGAGCUGUGAGAGUGACCUUGCUGUACACGGGUAAUCACUACGACAUCAUCUACCCAUGCGCUCCUCCUGCCGAGAGUUCAAGUCGACAGGAUUCCCAGAGGGAAAGCCCUGCUGGUUAGAGUUCAAGUCAACAGAUUCUGCUGUGCUAAGUUGAGUUUGACUGCUGCCUAUGAACGAGAGCGUUGCUGAGGUGGUAGAGUUAGACAUAGACUGAUUCAGUAGGGUUAGGGGUAGGCAUAGCAUACCUUGUGCAUUCUUCUUCUGUUGGCCCAAACUGCUGGUUCGGAUUGAUUGAUCAGAAGCUGCUCCCUUGUCUGAAGAAGAACGUGUUUUUUAUUUUGUUUGAAUUGUUGGCUGGUAUACAGAGAAUCUUCGGCGGUAUCAAUGCAUCAAUUGCUCUGUCGUUUCUUCAGGA
Molecule: messenger RNA, 905 nt
Organism: Lolium rigidum
Lineage: Eukaryota; Viridiplantae; Streptophyta; Magnoliopsida; Poales; Poaceae
Product: ubiquitin thioesterase otubain-like
Exons: 5
Coding region: 145-609 (154 amino acids)
Biological process (GO): protein K48-linked deubiquitination
Cellular component (GO): nucleus
Molecular function (GO): ubiquitin binding; cysteine-type deubiquitinase activity
Source: RefSeq, a predicted model, not a curated record